AUGCCGAGGUGCCCCGUACCGAUAAGUGCCGAAGUGUCGGAGAUGAGCGGUGUUGUCCGGGAGACGAGCUCCAAAGUGCAGCUCAUGAAAAAGGAGGUCGCGGCUCUGCGCGCCGAUUAUACAGAUCUGCUGGCCAAGUUCGAGAACUUGAGCCUAGAGCUGAGCGAGCGUGUGGCAGCGCUCGAGAAGGGCCGGGCGGCGGCAAACAAGGAGGGCAUUGUGGGCGCCCCGGGACAGCCAGACGCCGCCUCGCCCUCCAAGCGGGUGGAUUCUUGCCCAGAUCCGGGUCUCAACGACACCGCGGCCUCCCCCCUUGCAGGUUUCCGGGUUGCCUCGCGGCUUGGGGCCAACCAAGAAGCAGCGCCGCAGCAGCAGAACGUGGCAGCAUCGCGCGAAGGCCAAUACUCCCCCGCAUCGCCAUCUCCAGCCCCGGCUCAUGCACAGCCGCAGCAGCCGAGCGUGCCACCAGCACGGGACGCGGUGUACUUUCCGCAUGCGGCAUCUCGACCACCCGCGCCGCAGCGUCCAGUCGCUCCUAUCCAAGCUCCUCCACGCCCAUCAGCGCCCAUAUUCCAUCAAGGGUACUCUCCCUUGCCGCAAUAUCCGCCACCAUCCGGGAUGCCGUACUACUGGCCGGGAGCUCCACCACAGCACAUACCCCCCCCCCCGCAGCAAUCAUACCCACCUCCCGCAUUCCCGAGUAUGAGUGGCGCGGGUGAAAGCGGCGUGGAUUGGCCGCGCGACUUUGGAGUCGAAGCAGGAGGCGCCGGAGCAGCUUCCGACGCCUUAACCCAGGGAAGGGAUAAGCAGCAUGCAGCGCCGAGCAGCAGCCAGGCCACUCAACCACCAGGCAUGGGCCUGUCGCAUGCCUAG
Messenger RNA from Closterium sp. Naga37s-1, 873 nucleotides. NCBI's taxonomy places the organism in Eukaryota, Viridiplantae, Streptophyta, Zygnematophyceae, Desmidiales, Closteriaceae. The record is from the annotation of a GenBank genome assembly.